This is a messenger RNA of Actinia tenebrosa (Australian red waratah sea anemone), 537 nucleotides long. RefSeq lists its product as uncharacterized. NCBI's taxonomy places the organism in Eukaryota, Metazoa, Cnidaria, Anthozoa, Actiniaria, Actiniidae. Gene Ontology annotation, biological process: intracellular signal transduction. The record is from RefSeq and is a predicted model, not a curated record.
UUGUUAUUGUUUUGGUUCUAAAUUAAAGGCGGGCCAGAAAACUUCGAUCGCGUAGGAAAAUAGAUUUCUUUUAUGGCGUUCUUGGUGGAUUUCAACUACCAGAUCGAGGAUUUCUCUAUGCCUGACAGUGAUGUUUAUGGUGAAUGCGAAGACUGUGGCAGGAUCACAGCAGAAUGGCAACUAGAUCAGUGUCAGUACGGGUUUUGUGGACGCUUCACUUGUCGUAGUUGUGGAUUUCGUUGUGUUCACUGCAGGGAUCUCAACCCAAGAUCAGUAGCACUUUGUCAAGUACAUUCAAAUAUUGCCUUUCCAUUCUGUAAUGAUUGUAAUAAACGGUAUUGUGAUGAAUGUACAGACAUCGAAGUCAAAAAGUGUUUCAUGUCUGAACGACAUGUGCAAUAAGUGCCUGGAAAAGGAUGCAAGCUGGGACAGCAAUUCUUCAAAGUGUGGUAAAUGCAACAAAAAAGCCCUAAGGUCCUUACAAGAUAUCUGUCGCACUACAAUAAGGUCAUCUAUAGCUACAGUACAAGAAAACUC